This is a messenger RNA of Panicum virgatum (switchgrass), 888 nucleotides long. RefSeq names its product protein PHOTOSYSTEM I ASSEMBLY 2, chloroplastic-like. Lineage: Eukaryota; Viridiplantae; Streptophyta; Magnoliopsida; Poales; Poaceae. The transcript has 4 exons. The coding region runs from base 224 to 592 and encodes 122 amino acids. The record is from RefSeq and is a predicted model, not a curated record.
AAUCACCCGGAAAAGAAAAAAUGCUAUGUUGGUUUCUAGUUCGUGCUAGUAGCAGCUAGACAGAAAGAAAGAUAACAACUAGACGUAUUUGACUCUGCGGCUAGAGAAAUUUCGCGGUCUCGUUUUCUUCGCUGCUUGCUGGCUUUAAUCCUUCCAAUUGGAUAUAAUCUUCACAGGCCAAAGAGGAGCGAUCGAAGCUUGCUAUUGACGCAAAACAAUUACCAUGGAGCUUGCCAUUGCCGCUGCCAGCGGCAGCUUGGUCGUCACCGGCUUGAGGUGCAGGACGACAGGUUCUGCUGCUGCUGCGGAUGUCGCAUGGCGAGUGACUUCCACUGCCAGGCUUUGCAGGAGGGCGAUGGCAUCCGGGCGUGCAGCCAGGCUGAUGGUAUCACAGGUAUCUGCAGCAGGUUGCAAGACAUGCAAAGGAAAGGGUGCAGUAGAAUGCCCAGGGUGCAAGGGGACCGGCAAGAACAAGAAGAAUGGAAACAUUUUCGAGAGAUGGAAGUGCUUCGACUGCCAAGGAUUUGGGCUCAAGAGCUGCCCCAGCUGUGGCAAAGGCGGCCUCACACCCGAGCAGAGAGGGGAGAGAUGAUACGAGUGCCAGCAGGCAUCCAUGCAUUCAGAUUCAGCCUUGCACAUUCAGACAGCGAAUGCUUUACCCUACCGCCACUUGCUACAGUCUGGCCAAGUCUUUUAAUCGUUAUAUCAACUACUAGUAGCAGGUGUUAUUCAUAGCCAGAUCAGAUGAGGAUGAACAAAUACAAAAUCAGCCUGGUUAACUGUUUAUUGUAAGUGUGUAAGCCGCUUGGCAUAGAUGCAAAACCGCAUGCAGUACAGUUGCAAAAACAUUGCUGACUGAUUGCCAAUCUGAAUCUGGUUCGGUUCCUC